AUGCCCGCCUCACGGCUCAUCGUUGUAUCUUUUAUAUGGAAGCAGCCCGGACGCGUACAAUCGCCCCAAGAUCGCCGCCCGCCCGCCCGCUCCCCUCGCGGUCCCCCCGAUGUCGGAACCCAGAACACCGCUGCAUUCUGGGUUUCGACAUCAUCCUCGACUCUGAUCGACUACAGGAAACCAAUGACACCGGCGCCGCGCAAAUCAGCGGCGCCGUUGUUGUUUUAUUUCAUUUUCUCUGUUUUUCAACCUUUCUCCCCCUCCCCUCCCUCCCGCUUCCCCGGUCACCUAUCCUCGGAUAGGAGGCCGUUUUCUGACUCCUCUUGGAGUCAGGACGACGAUGAGAUGCGCGCCUUGAGUGUGCGAGGUCUCGUCGUUGAGUUAUGGCCAUCUCUACACGGCCCCUCCCCCCCUCACUACACCCGGCGUCUGCGAUGGACCCGAAGGCGCCAGGUAGGCGUCUUUGGGUCAGAACGCACCUCCUUGUGCUACGCUAGCGCGAGGAGUACAUGGCUCUCCCUCGUCAAUGUUGUAUUUCAUUUCUUGUCGCCCUCUCCCUACCUCCCCCUUCCCCACCUCGCGCCGGCUCUGGAAGGCCCCGAAACGCUCCACAUUCGACGUCCCCCGUCCUGCACAUCCUGUGGGUUACGCGUACAGGAGCUGCUCGCUGUCUCGACCGCUGCCGCCGCCGCCGUCGCCGCCGUCGCCCUCCCCGAUGGAGCCUUCGCGCCGACAUCAAAUCGUACUGCUCCGCCCUAG
Messenger RNA from Gloeophyllum trabeum ATCC 11539, 759 nucleotides. RefSeq lists its product as uncharacterized. The transcript is spliced from 3 exons. The record is from RefSeq and is a predicted model, not a curated record. NCBI's taxonomy places the organism in Eukaryota, Fungi, Basidiomycota, Agaricomycetes, Gloeophyllales, Gloeophyllaceae. The coding region runs from base 1 to 759 and encodes 252 amino acids.